GUCAAGGAGAAAUUGACAACAACACGAGACUCUUUGGUUCAUCACAGACCUGAGAAUAAUGGCUAUAUCCUGAGUCUAAUUAAUUUGGACAAUAUCUCUUAAUUAUUUGGAACUUAAGAACUUUACGCUGGUCGCAGAUGAUGAUGAAAACUUAAAUUUACUCAUCUUAAUUCUAUAGUUUGAAGAAUUUCGUAAAGUGGAGAACUUUAAAGUGAAUGUGUUCUUGAGUGCAUAUUGGAAGGAUGUCUCAGAAAAAGAUCCUAUUUGAUGAGGAUUCUGGUGGAGAGGAAGAUGGCUUGCAGAUUAAUAAAGCCUACGCUACCAAGUAUGAAGAAUGGCGUAGAGGAGAGGAACUGGAGAAGUUAAAAAACCAAUAUGGUAAUGAUGGCUCCCUGACAUCAGAUUCAGAAUCUUCGUCAGAUGAUGAUUUUGUUGAGCCUGACAACCCCGACUUUGACCGUGACUUCUUCAUCUCCCUGGGUGCCUUGUACAAGAAGAAUGGAGUAAAUUUGGAAGAGAGAAAGUUUUUUUCUGGUGAUUACAGAAAGAAGAAGAAAGACAAAGAGGAGAAGGCUAUGACCAUCCAUGACUACCAGCGCUACAUUGCUGUGGACCAUGAGGGAAAUUUAGAUGAAGAUGAUGAUCCUACAGCAGAGAAAGAUGUUGGGGACAGUCCACUUCGGGGCAAAAAUAUCACUGGUUUUAAUGAUGACGAGGAUGAUAAAGGUAAUGAUGAUGAUGACGACGAUGAUGGACUCUUGACUUCAGGAUUGUUCAAGGUCAAAGAAAAAUCCCCUAAAAAGAAAAAAGAAGAACCCUCAGAGGUAGCAGAUGAUGUGGUGGCCUAUGUGAAGGGAGAGAGUUCUACAAUAAGUAAUGAAAAAGAUAAAGGCUUACUUGAGGGUCUUAAGAGUGCGUGGAAUGACCCAAACUUGUCGAGCGAAAACAAAUGGUUGGCCGAUUAUUUUCUUAAUAAAAGAUAUCUUGAAGAUGAAGAUGAAACCAUUGAACGAGCAUAUAAUGAGGUUGUCAUUGAUGAAGAAACUUUAUCAGAGGAUGAAAGGACACUGGAGAAAAUGGAGACUUUUGAAAACAAGUAUCGUUUCAGAUUUGAAGAACCAGAUGAGGAAUUCAUCAAGAGAUAUCCCAGAAGUAUUCCUGAUUCGGUGCGAGCAAAAGAUGAACGACGAAAAUUGACACGCGAGGCUCAGAAACAACGUAAAAAAGAGGAAAAAGAAUUGAAGAGGAAGGAGAUAGAGAAAUUAAAAGCAUUGAAGUAUAAGGAGAUUGAAGCUAAGAUUAUGAAGAUCAAAGAAGUGUCAGGAAAUAAUGAUAUUGAUCUAGGGGAGAAGGAAUUGGAUGAUGACUUCGAUCCAGCAGCUCAUGAUGGUGUGAUGUCCCGCAUGUUUGGAGAUGAUUACUAUGUUGACGACGGCGAUACAGAGAAGCCGGUGUUUAGUGAUGAUGAAGAUAUUAUACAGGAUUAUGAUGAGUGGAUGGAGAGACAAGGCCCUGGCACGACUCAAAAUGCCGGUGACUGUGAGGCAGAUGAAGAAGACCAUGUAAACUGGGAUGGAGAUAAUUUCAAUAUGGAUGCUGAUUAUGACCCUUCACAAGCUAAGGAGGACCUGCAGAAGGAAAUGAUUAAUGCUUCUACUCGAAAAAAAGGCAGACGAAAAUCAAAGUUCGCCAAAGCUAUAUCUAAAAAUAAACCAAUAUUUGAUCCAAAGGAGAAGAAUUUUGACUCCUAUUUUGAUGAAUAUUACCAGUUGGAUUUUGAAGAUAUUAUUGGAGAUAUUCCUUGCAGAUUUAAGUACAGGAAGGUAGAGAGCAAUGACUUUGGACUCACAACUGAAGAGAUUCUGACAGCCCAAGACAAAGAACUCAAUAGAUGGGUUUCACUGAAGAAGAUGUUACAGUAUCAGCGAACAAAUAAAGAUGAGCAACAAGAUCGCAUUAAGUGCAGGAAACGCGCCGAGCACCUCCAUGUAAAACAAAAGAUCCUCCCGAGCUUGUUUGUCGAAGAUCCUGAAGAACUUCAAAUAACAGAGCAAGAAAAAAAGAGGCAGAAAAAUCUUAAAAAGAAAUUAAGGAGAGAAAAGAGACAGCAAGGUCGUAUAGAUGAAAAUGUUCAUAAUGACCAGUCUUCAGCAGCAAAAGAAACUAAAGUAUUACACAAUAAUGAAACAAGCAACAGUAAUAAGCGACAACUUGAACAUGCAAAUGAGGACUUGCCCAAGAAAAAGAAAAAACGUGCUGGACAAAAUGAACUUGACUUUUCAGAUUCCCCUCAGACCAGCAACACAAAAGUACUACCAGAUGAAAGCAUGGAUGAGAACACUCACUCACAUUCAGAACAAAAUAAACAUUACUCUCAGGAGAACCUGCAGAAAAUUGCUGAUAUAUCAUUGAUGACUGAGGAAGCCAAGAAAAGUGAGGCUAUAUUAAAUGUCUCAGAACUAGGAGAUAGUUUGCCACAAAAAAAGAAAAAGAAAAAGAAAAAGAAGACCAAUUUAGUGGAAGCAGAGAACACAGAAAUUAAAAAGUCUGAAUCAGAAGUGGUAAGUUCAAAGAAAAGGAAGAAAAACAAAAAUAGGCAAGGACAAAUUCCCACUGCUCUUGGGAAGUCAAUGAAGAGCAGCAAGAAAAAGAAAAUAGUGAGGAAAAAUGACCCAUUCUUCCAAGGUUUAAGUGAUGCCAGACUAUCAGCCUAUGGUGAAAAUCCCAAAAAAUUUAAAAAUUCUCUUAAAUAUGGUAAACAAAAUGUAUGAGAUGGAGUCAUCGUUUGCCUCAUAAUAAACACCACUUCUGAACUUUUACACAAAUCACUGGAUAAGCUUGCAGCAACUUUACUGUGCUCUUGUCAGGAGGGAGGGAGGGUAGUAGUAGUAGUAGUAAGGUGCCUGGUACAGUAUUUUAAAUUUAUGAGGUGAGCUCAUUUUCAAGAUAGUUCCACAUAUCACUGUCACAAGUAGGAACACCAAGGAGAUUAGGGAAGGCAGGAAACACCACUGUGGCUACACCUCCAAACCUGUUCUCACAGAUAGAAGGUAAACAAGACUACAGAAGAAUGAACUAUGGGAAGGUUAAGGACCUGGCCCUGCGCAUUCUGGUUUGGGUGUGACGCAAGUAAGGGUGUGAUGUGCAAAGGGUAAAGGGUGGCUUGCCUAGUGAACACGUAAAUGAGUAGACGUAUUACAUAAUAACAAAUAGGAAAAAACGAAAAGAAGUUUGAAAGUACAGUACUGUAUAUUAAUUUAAAAUUUAAAAUGUUACAGGUUAAAAAUUUUCAGUGAUAACUUUUUCAUAUGGUAACAAGCUCAAUGCUGUAUUGUUCACUUCUCUGCCAUACAAAGACACCUGGCUAUUAUUUUUGGGAUUUCUUGUACCCCCUUCCUCCCCUCUACAACUCAGUUUGUGACAAUUUUCUAGAUGGUGACCUGGUCAGUUGGGCUAUUGUUUUAAUAACCUGUAAGAAAACAUAAAUACUUGUAUAGCCUAUUUGACCAGGGAUUUGUUAAGUUCACUAUAAGACCUACAUUGGUCUCAUUAUGAUUUUCUUGGAUUUGUUGAAAAAAGUCUAGGAUCUAAAAAGUUGACAUUUUAUUUACUGUGUACUAUGGCCCCUCUACAGCUCACAGAAUGUAUCAUACACCUUCCCAUUCACUCAAGUUGCAAGAAACAUGUUCUUUCAGCAAGUGGUUAGCAACAGAACUGUUUGGGAAUAAUGCAGAUAUAGAUUUUUAAAGAUGGAACAAGUAAAAAAUCUUUGGCUUUGGUACCUUCAGUGAUAUUUAUGGUGAAUGCUUUGUUUUGAUCAUAGAAUUUAUGAAUACUUAACCACUUUUGUAUCACAUCCCUGAAUAUAGUGUAGAUACAAUGUCUUUGAACAUUUCUCAUGUACAAAUUCACGAAAGUAGUUUAUUAUUUUAAUGAAAAAUAAAGCAUUUUAGUGCUUUAAA
Molecule: messenger RNA, 3962 nt
Organism: Homarus americanus (American lobster)
Lineage: Eukaryota; Metazoa; Arthropoda; Malacostraca; Decapoda; Nephropidae
Product: protein KRI1 homolog
Exons: 13
Coding region: 243-2771 (842 amino acids)
Biological process (GO): endonucleolytic cleavage in ITS1 to separate SSU-rRNA from 5.8S rRNA and LSU-rRNA from tricistronic rRNA transcript (SSU-rRNA, 5.8S rRNA, LSU-rRNA)
Cellular component (GO): 90S preribosome; nucleolus
Source: RefSeq, a predicted model, not a curated record